AUGGCAGAAGAGGGGGAUAACGGCGGCGGUGUGAAAACGGGUACCGUGAAGUGGUUCAAUGAUCAAAAAGGGUUUGGAUUCAUCACUCCUGAUGAUGGUAGUGAGGAUCUGUUCGUCCAUCAGUCUGCGAUAAAAACUGAGGGUUUCCGAAGCCUUGGCGAUGGUGAGAAUGUGGAGUUCGAAGUUGAGUACGGCAGCGAUGGCCGCGCUAAGGCUGCCAACGUGACUGGACCUGGUGGGGCUUCUGUUCAGGGAAGCACCAGAGGCUAUGGCGGUGGUAGUGGUGGUGGCGGCGGCAGCGGCGGUGGGGGAGGCGGCGGAAGAGGUCGUAGAGACGGAGGCGGUGGUGGUUACGGCUACAACGGAGGCGGUGGUGGCUACGGCUACAACGAAGGCGGUGGAAGCAGAGGUGGAAGCCGUGGAGGCGGCGGGUAUGGCGGUGGAGGGUACGGUGGCGGAGGAGGUGGUAGUGGCUGUUUUAAGUGUGGUGAGUCUGGACAUAUGGCUAGGGAAUGUCCUCAGGGAGGCGGUGGCGGUGGAGGCGGUGGCGGUGGAAGAUAUGGAGCUGGAGGCGGUGUAGGUGGCGGAGGAAGCUGCUACAACUGCGGUGAAGGUGGUCACUUUGCCCGUGAAUGCCCCAAUGCCAACCGUUGA
Molecule: messenger RNA, 654 nt
Organism: Fraxinus pennsylvanica
Lineage: Eukaryota; Viridiplantae; Streptophyta; Magnoliopsida; Lamiales; Oleaceae
Source: the annotation of a GenBank genome assembly